CAGAGGGUUUUGGAGCAGAGAAAGCCUCCAUUUUUUCCUCCUCCAUCUCUUCGCUUUCCUCGCGCGUGUUAGCGGCCGCCCGCGUCCGCGAGCUCGGGUCUGGUCUGGCCGGAUGGCUCGCGCGGCCAUCGUCGCCGUGCUCGCCGUCGCCGUCCUCCUGGCCUGCUUGCCGCCCGCCGCCGCCUCCUCUUACCGGGCAGCAGCGGCAUUGCGGCGGCUCGAGACGGCGGCGCCCAUGGACACGGCGCAGGGCAUGCGGGAGAAGGCGGACGUGGCCAAGGUUGCGGCGGAGGACGUGAGCACAACGGGGUUCGGCGCGGAGUCCGAGAGGGAGGUGCCGACGGGACCAGACCCCAUCCACCACCACGGCCGGGGGCCAAGGAGGCAGUCGCCGUGAUCGCGCGCGCGGCGGCGGAGGAGGAGGAGGAUCCUCGCGUCCUGGGAGUUGUGAUCUUGAUCGGUCGUCAGGCGUGGACCGGAUUCCACGACGAUUGUGUUCUUUCUUUCUUGUUCAAUUGAAUCUGUGAUGCCCUUUUGGUUCCUAAUUCCAUCGUUGUAGUAGGGGGAGACAGCAUCAGACAUUACCUAUCAUCCAAACUUUGUUUCUGCAUACCAAAUUAGGGAAAGAGAAUAUAAUUCAUAAUAAGUGUGUACACCAUGUAUGAAUUGUUCUUCUUUCCCUUAUAAUAUUGUCAGUUUGUUUUGUUGCUGGUUCAUUCUUUGACAUUCUGUUUGGGAUCUCUGGUUGUUUUGA
Setaria italica (foxtail millet) is the source of this 754-nucleotide messenger RNA. RefSeq lists its product as uncharacterized. Lineage: Eukaryota; Viridiplantae; Streptophyta; Magnoliopsida; Poales; Poaceae. Bases 113 to 397 code for a protein of 94 amino acids. The record is from RefSeq and is a predicted model, not a curated record. The transcript is spliced from 3 exons. Gene Ontology annotation, molecular function: receptor serine/threonine kinase binding.